Trichophyton rubrum CBS 118892 is the source of this 1467-nucleotide messenger RNA. Its product is annotated as mRNA cap guanine-N7 methyltransferase. The record is from RefSeq and is a predicted model, not a curated record. NCBI's taxonomy places the organism in Eukaryota, Fungi, Ascomycota, Eurotiomycetes, Onygenales, Arthrodermataceae. Gene Ontology annotation, biological process: 7-methylguanosine mRNA capping. The coding region runs from base 1 to 1467 and encodes 488 amino acids. Gene Ontology annotation, molecular function: mRNA 5'-cap (guanine-N7-)-methyltransferase activity. The transcript has a single exon. Gene Ontology annotation, cellular component: nucleus.
AUGGAAGCUCCAACCAUAGAAGCUAACGGGAAGUCCUCUCCCCCGGCUACCUCAGAGCCACCACAAAUCCAAGUUAAAGAAACGGAUGGAUCUACUCCUUUGACAAUUGAAACCCACGGGGACGUGGUAGAGGGUAACCGGAAUACCCAGAAUGCCCAGAGCCCAAAUGAGAAGAAAAGAAAGCUCACUGAGAGCGAACAACAGCAAGACAAGGCGAAACAACAGGAGCAUCAACCGCGCUCUAAACGACGGAGACAGGAAGAACGUCUACAAAGGAAUAGAAAACGAGGAAAGACACCGCCAUCUGCUUAUUCUCGCCGCGAUGUCCCCGUACCUGAAACGAGACGAUCCCCUUCGCCGAUUAGGCGCACUCCCUCCCCCGAUGCGCCAGUUCGACAGCGCAAGAGGCCCGGUGGAGGUGCAAGGAUAAACACCGCAAACAUGGAAGCUCUUAGGAGAAGGCAAGAGGAAAGAGACCGCCAACAGCAAGCUGAAGCUGAACAAGUUGCACAUGCUCGUGGGGUUCAUGAUGUGGUGAGGCAGCAUUAUAAUGCUGUCCCUGAACGUGGGCGAGAAUGGCGGAAAACAGAGAGCAAGAUCAAGGGUCUCCGUAGCUUCAACAACUGGAUCAAAAGCUCACUUAUCCAGAAAUUUUCCCCAAGUGAAGACUUCUUAGCCAGGCAUAAUGACAGGGAUUUGGCUGGUUCCGCUUCUGUAGCGCCAGACGAAGAGAAACCUCUCUUGAUUGUUGACCUCGGAUGUGGCAAAGGUGGUGACCUUGGUAAAUGGCAACAGGCACCUCAACCUGUGGAGCUUUAUGUUGGCCUGGACCCGGCAGAGAUCUCCCUUGAUCAGGCGCGGGAACGAUACAUGCAAAUGAAGAAUCAACGAGGUCGGGGACGCCGAGGAAACCUGAUCUUUCACGCUCAAUUUACACCAAAAGAUUGCUUCGGCGAAUCACUUGCGGAUGUCCCUAUAAUCCAACGAGUUGGAAUUGAUGAGUCCGUUGGCCCUGGAGGUUCAAUGAUGAGCUCUCGCUGGGGUGGAGGGGGGUUCGACGUUGUAGUGUCGAUGUUCACGAUGCAUUACGCUUUUGAAAACGAGGUCAAGACCAGACAGAUGCUUAAAAAUGUGGCUGGAUUACUCAAAAAGGGAGGUCGAUUCAUUGGGGUCGGUCCUAACUCAGACGUAAUUAGCGCAAAAGUUGUGGAGGCUCAUAAAAAGCGCAAACAAAAGGAAGAAGACGUGAAGAAGAAAGCGACUGAGGAGCCGGAGGAUGGGGAGGUAGAGGAUAGUACGGAUGUGGUUGAAUGGGGGAACAGCAUCUACCGUGUGAAAUUUCCAGGAAAGACUCCAGAGGACGGAGUUUUCCGUCCUGCAUUCGGCUGGAAGUAUUUCUACUUUAUGGAGGAGGCGGUCGAGGAAAUCCCCGAAUACGUUGUGCCAUGGGAGGCAUUCCGAGCGUAG